AUGUUAAGGGAUACGUGGCUCUUAUCAGAUCUUGACGGCACACUUAUAUCCACACCGCACAAGGCAUGUGGUCAAUACUUAUCGCUUGCUCAGAGUCCCUGUGUACAUGUACUGCGACGCUGGUUGUUGAAUGGCGGUAAUGUAUGCAUUAUCACUACCGCCGAUAUGCGGGUAUUACAACAGGUAUAUGCCCCACUGCGAUCUAUACUAAAAGAUGAUGAGAAUAGUAAUAACAACAAUAACAAUAACUGUGGGGAGUUGUUGUUGAGUCUCUACACCGGCGCUGUUUUAUAUCGAUGUACGGCGAAGGGAGUGGAGUUGGUGCGUGAAUAUGCAGAAGCAACACACUGCGCUACUGCAGAGUCUGUGGAAGUUGCCAAACGUUACGGUUUGCCAUUGAAGGAAUCUCCUAUGAUAAGUGUUUGCCCAAUGGGUAUACGGACAACAACUCAAGUGGCAUGUGUGGAGGGGACAUGUUUCUCCGCAAAGACAUGCAGAGAGUUGUUAAUUCAUGUGGAAAAUAUUUUUCUUGGUGUUGUGAAGGCAAUACUAAAGAAGGAUAAAGAAGUUGUAAAAGCAUUUACUUUCAUGUCAGCCCGUUAUAAGGAAAUGUGGCGUAUUUUACUUCACUAUCUUGAUGUGCGGUAUAAACAAGAUCAACAAGAACAUCAACACAAUCGCUCUGUUGAUGAUACUAUUUCAGAAAAGACAACUUCCACCACAAAUGCAGUCGAGUGGAAAUGUAAGUUUCUGCAACAGCGACGACAGCUUCUUAGGGCGGUGGGUAUUGUUCGCGUUGAGCUUGUGGACACCAAACGGAUGAUAUGUGAGAUUGAGGGAUACUGUACUGCAGAUAAGAAUGCAAAAGAAAUUAAAUCCACUGUUUUACGUAUACUCGGAGAUGAAUCGAAGGAUUCCUCUAUCUUUGCAGAACAAAUAACUCGUCUGCUUGGGGCUGAACCCUAUGAUGAUGAUUAUGAUAAUAAUAAUAAUAAUAAUAAUAAUAAUACUAUAGGUAAUAGCGACAGUAAUAGUGAUAGAGAUUCUCAGGUUGGUGUUGUUGCACAAGUAAUGGUGCUUGGUAUUCCAAUAAAACUCUUUUCACGAUUCUUUAAACCUCAUCUGGAGUCAUUUGCUGCUCUCGGCGUUACCGCAAUUCCACAGCCGAAUAGUGUUGUCUUUUCAAAGAUGGGUAUCUGCAAGUCUACCAUUAUCCGUUACCUCAUCAAACAACAACAACAACAACAACAGCAGCAGCAGCAAGAGAAGGAGAAUAAAAUGAAAAUGUAUGAUGAGAGAGAAAACUGCUGCAGUCCGCAUGAUGGCAAAGCGCCUCGUUUCUGCGGUGCUGUUGACAUUACGCGGGCGGUCGCACUUGGCGACAAUCCACACACCACCGACUUUGAACUCACUGUCUUCCCUCAACUGCCAUUUAUAUCGGUUGAGGUCGAUGGGCAGCGACGGCGACGGCACGCUCGCAUUGAUGCCCUCCCAAUAAAAGGGAAAUCGCAACAACGUCGAGGUUCCACAAUGGAUGAUCGUCGUUUGGUGAAUUUACAAUAUAUUGGCGGUGAGGAGAAUGGCACUGCGGUGUUUUUGGAUCUUCUGAUGAAUAUUCUCUGUGUGCCCUCCACCAUCUCAUCAUUGGCGGCGGGUGGGAAGAAGUCAGAAGUGAGGUGUAAACCCCCAGCGACGUUUGGGGCGGCGGUGGCGAAGGCUUCGCAGAUGACGCGUGGGGCGGUGUGUGAUGUUUCCUCGCAUUUAUAA
Molecule: messenger RNA, 1767 nt
Organism: Trypanosoma theileri
Lineage: Eukaryota; Euglenozoa; Kinetoplastea; Trypanosomatida; Trypanosomatidae
Exons: 1
Coding region: 1-1767 (588 amino acids)
Source: RefSeq, a predicted model, not a curated record